Gadus macrocephalus (Pacific cod) is the source of this 4225-nucleotide messenger RNA. It is a transcript of the gene tgfb1a, whose product is annotated as transforming growth factor, beta 1a. Bases 1821 to 2966 code for a protein of 381 amino acids. The record is from RefSeq and is a predicted model, not a curated record. The transcript is spliced from 6 exons. Gene Ontology annotation, molecular function: type III transforming growth factor beta receptor binding; cytokine activity; type II transforming growth factor beta receptor binding. NCBI's taxonomy places the organism in Eukaryota, Metazoa, Chordata, Actinopteri, Gadiformes, Gadidae. Gene Ontology annotation, cellular component: extracellular region. Gene Ontology annotation, biological process: regulation of cell population proliferation; SMAD protein signal transduction; transforming growth factor beta receptor signaling pathway.
AGGGAAACACGAGGCAGCGAAUAGAGAACUUGGUUGAGCACACGGCUUCCACAACACAAAUCACUUUGUCACCAGCAAGCUCUGACAAGCAGACAGAGGAGGGAGAGAAAGAGAGAGAGAAAGAGUGCUAGACAUUGGUCUUGAAGGAGGAGGACAGAGAGCAAAAGAGGAGACAGAAGGGAAGGCAAGUAACCAGAGAGCGAGAGAGAGACAGAGAGAGUGGGAGAGAGAGUGAACAAGGGGAGGUGUUUCAGCCCGAUAGCAGUGGAAGCACGAGAGGCAAGGUGUGAAACGAUAGGAGCGACAGGAGGAGAAACAGGAGGAGGUUACUGUGGAUGGGCUGUACUGGACAGAGACAGACGCUGCGAGUCCGGACCGGAGACUGAGAGCUGGAGAGAGAGAAGGAUUCUCAACACGUUUCCCACGGCUGCCAGGAGAGAACAGGGUCUGCUACUUCACUCUCUAACUUUAAGAAAACAAACUUUGUUGAAGCUUUUUUUUUUACCAAAAAAAAGUACAAGAGGAAUAGGCCUCUUUGUGCUUCCUUCGGAGUGUUGUUUAUGAUUGUUUUGUUCAGAUAGCAUCCUCGCUUUCUGAUAGAACACAUUCGAGCACUGUUUGUACGAGAAGGAGCUUGAACUCUGGUCUCAACUUUGAGUGUUGAAAGCAUGUUCUUUACGCUGCCUUCAUCACAAAAAAGAGGUAGUGGAAGUGGGGAGCCGUAAUGGUUGCUUUUUUUUUUUAACCGGACUGAUUCAGUUUGUGCCUGUAAAUAUAUCAAGUAGGAGUCUGAAAUACGGCACUUUCCCCUGCCCCUGGUAUCUGACUAUCAGCUGGGUGAGUCAGUCCUAUCCCCCCUGGGACUUGAAUGUGAGUUUGUUAAAGAAAUGCCAGAGUUCCUGUGAUCCAGCGUCGGUGUUCGUGUUUCACUAGUCUACUGCUCCCUGGCCUGGAUCGCUGCCACCAGUUUGAAAGAACCCCAGAGCCCUCCGUCCGCUGUGAUCCAGUGGGCCGAGGAUCAGGGACAGCGGUUUCAAUCGAAGACAAAGAGGAAGAAAAAAAGAGACAGAGAGAGGCUGAGUGCUGGGGAGGCAGGCACUGAGAAGAAGUGAGAGCGUUGAACUCUGCCAACACCUUGUUCUAUUACUGAGUGCUCUGCUGUCGGCUCCUCUGUCACACACUCUCUGCCUGCUCUCAGGCGCCUGAGUUAAGAGAAGGCACACUCUGUUACGGCCAACAGCGAGCCUGAGAAGCAGACCAGCUCUUGGUGGUGGAGAUAGAUUUUCGCUGGACAUACCCGGGCGUCAACUAUAGCAAUAUAGCUUGUUUUGGUGCUUUCUGGACUGCUGAAGUGUGCACCUUUUGCUGUGGGCCAAAGUUUUGUUUUGUCACACGCUAGCUGUUUUGGUGUGGGGCGCCUGACACCUCUGUGGGUGUUAUACCUGCGUGUGAUUCAGACGUUGGCUCAUCACAGGGUUCUCCACCCCUGCUCACACACACACACACACACACACAAAGACAGACACUGAACCGGGUGUCUCUCGCGAUUUACUCAUCGCGAGAGACAGCAGUGGCCUCUCUGGGUGGCUCUUGCCUCUGAUCAGUCCGACUCUGGUCCUAGCACAGCCUCUUCACUUGAGCACACCAUCAAGCCAUCCCUCAAGGCAUCCCAGGAGCAGGCUCCCACAUCGACCGAGGCGAGAGAGCGUCGUCCCAACUCACAAACACACAGAGAGACCGACAGAGAGUGGAUACCUCGCACCCGCAUCCAACCCGAGAUCCGCGUUGCCUAGGUUUCCGUCACGGCCGACCUGGGCACCAUGAGGCUGGCGUUGGCCGCCCUGGUGGCGGUGUGCGUGCUGGGCAGCGCCGGCGGCAUGUCCACCUGCAAGACGCUGGACCUGGAGCUGGUGAAGAAGAAGCGCAUCGAGGCCAUCCGCGGCCAGAUCCUCAGCAAGCUGCGGCUGCCCAAGGAGCCCGUGGCGGAGCAGGCGGGCGAGGGGGUGGCCAUCCCCGCCGCCCUGCUGUCCCUGUACAACAGCACGGAGGAGAUGCUGAGGGAGGAGCUGGACGCACCGCAGCCCGUCUCCGUGCAGCAGGAGGAGGAGGAGUACUUUGCCAAGGAGCUGCACAAGUUCACCAUGAAGCACGUCGAGCACAGCACCAAGCAGAACCUCCCCAUGGCCUUCAACAUGAGCGAGAUGCGCCGAAGCAUCGGAGGCUACCAGCUCCUGACCAGCGCCGAGCUGCGUCUGCAGAUCAAGAACCCGGGCAUCGAGAACGAGCAGCGGGUGGAGCUGUACGAGGGCCUGGGUGCCGGCGCCCGCUACCUGGCCUCACGCUUCCUCACCAACCAGUUCAAGGACAAGUGGCUGACCUUUGACAUCACCGAGACCCUGCAGAAAUGGCUGCAGAGCGACGCGGUCGAAGAGGGCUUCCAGCUGAGGCUGUUCUGUGAGUGCGGCAACUCGUCCAUUGACAGCAGCUUCAGCUUCCGCGUGUCCGGGACCGAGAAGAACAGGGGGGACAAGGAAAUCCUGCAGAACAACUUGCCCAAGCCCUACAUCCUGGCCAUGUCCAUCCCCAAGAACAGCAGCAGCCCGGGCGGUUCGCGCAAGAAGAGGUCCACGGAGGCUGGUGGAGGCUCCUGCACAGAUCAGACGGAGAGCUGUUGUGUGCGUAAACUGUACAUAGACUUCCGGAAGGACCUGGGCUGGAAAUGGAUCCACAACCCCAAGGGUUACCAUGCCAACUACUGUAUGGGGUCAUGCACCUACAUCUGGAAUGCAGAGAACAAAUACUCCCAGAUCCUGGCUCUGUACAAGCACCACAACCCCGGAGCCUCCGCCCAGCCCUGCUGCGUGCCUCAGGUCCUGGACCCCCUGCCCAUCCUCUACUACGUGGGCAGACAACACAAGGUGGAGCAGUUGUCCAACAUGAUCGUGAAGUCCUGCAAGUGUAGCUAAGGGGAUCGGACCUGCUGAGCGCGCACGGCGCGCCAGUGGACAGGACCCCGCGUCGUCGGGGAGACCCCGGGGGUUCCUGAGAGCGAUUCAACCAUAAUGUCACGGAGGAAAAGGCAGCGAAAAAGAAGAAAAUAAAAAAGGGUUUUUGAAUCACAAAUGUUCCAGCCUCCACCUCCCUCCCUCCGUAGGCCAACAAGAGCACAGACUUACUUUUAGAGAUGUAUGUUUUAUUUUUAUGCGACUUUAUAUACUGCCUUUAAUAAUAAUAAUAAUAAUAACGAUUAUCACAAACCAUUCUUCUUCAACUUUAAUUUGUUAUUUAUUUGUUGGGUGGACAGAACUGUAAAGUGUGAGAAUGGAGAGAAAUGAUGCCCGAGGCCCGCUGUGAACUCUCCACCAGGAGAUGACACGUAUCAGACUAGUGAUGGAUGGGGGGAUAGAAUAGAUGGAUGGAAGGACGGAUGGAUAUCACGGAUAAAAACCUGUGACCUGGUAGGACAGGGCAUUAAGGACAUUCCUGCCAACGAAACAACAGCACCGCCAGCAAAACAAGACAAACGGUCCCACACAGACGGGUUGUGAGACUCUCAGGGCUGGAAACAAGUGGGAUAUUUCCUCAUGGACCUGCUGCUGAACUAUAAACAAUGCAGAUGGUAGUUUCGGCGGAGAAUCUGGAGUUAGAUGCUUUCCGCGGCUUCCCGCUCCAGGUCCUUGUCAAUUUAACAUUUUACGUUGUAUAAUUUGUACCCCGUCUGACUGAACAGAGACCUUUUUGUGUGUUUAUGCCUGCCGUGCCGUCAAAGCCAAUGAGUAACAUCAGCGGUCGUGCGAGUGGUGGCGGUUUGUUUUCUCAGCUCUUAUUUGGGAGCCUUCUUGUUGUCUUUAGAGGGCUGGGUUAGGGGGAUGUGGUUGCCAUGUUUGUUUAGGGGCAGGCAAUUUAAAAUCUAUGAACACAUUUGUGGCUCUUUUUAUUUUUUGUUCAUAGGCCACUGGCAAUUGGGGACAGUUCACUGUCUUUUAUUCAAGGAGUCUUGGCUUCUGUCUGUAGUGUCGCUCUUUGCACAACCCAGUACUUUCAAGAGGAUUCAUUCAUCCUUAUUCAGUCUACGGCUUUCACUUCCAGCAAUAAAUCGUACAUGUGUCUUUCCAUUCCUUUUUUUGUUGCCAUGGUUUUUAUAUUGCACUUGUUGUUUUUUUGAAAGUCUCCAUCCUUUGUAAAUAUUGCAGGAACUUGAAAUAAACAUUGACUUGUUAAUUUA